Esox lucius (northern pike) is the source of this 2306-nucleotide messenger RNA. RefSeq names its product phosphodiesterase 9A like (gene pde9ac). The transcript is spliced from 19 exons. Gene Ontology annotation, biological process: cGMP catabolic process. Gene Ontology annotation, molecular function: 3',5'-cyclic-GMP phosphodiesterase activity. NCBI's taxonomy places the organism in Eukaryota, Metazoa, Chordata, Actinopteri, Esociformes, Esocidae. The record is from RefSeq and is a predicted model, not a curated record. The coding region runs from base 538 to 2118 and encodes 526 amino acids.
UGCCAGUCAGGAUUCUAACUGUUCUUGACUGUCGAUAGUUCCUUUGCGGUUCCUCUUCGUGAAAAGUCGCAACAUAAACCGGCUUUGGAGUGUUGAGUAAUUAAAGACUAGUUCUCACGACUGGCCUGCAAUUGGCAACAUUUGUGAGAGGUGUCAAGAUAACUAGGACUACGAAACGGGUAUUUGGUGCAGUGCUAGAUACAGCACCUUAAGAUGGACGCACUUAGUGUGACAAAAAUAAAAUAAUAUGUUGCAAAUACAUAAAAUGGACUCUCCUCCAAGUGUGUUGGUUUCAGCUGACUUCCCGGGUGAAUUAGCAGUGUAACAGGAAGCACAACUGCCUAGCGGGUGCGCAUCCACAUUUUCCAGAGCCGGCUGAGCUACGCGGCGACGAGGCAAGGUCACGAUCAUGAGUCGUGCACCAUGGACAUGUUUUCUUUGCAUGCUCCGGGGGUUUUCUCUGCAGGAGGACGGGGGCUACAAACCUACUUCCUUCUGCAUUAGAGAGAAAGAGAGAGAAGCACAGAAGGGGACAGCAUGGGGUCCAGCUCCUCAUCGUACGUCCCUAGAACCAUCUAUCUGGAUGUGGACGGAAAAGUUCAAAAGGUGGUUUUCAGUCGGCACUGCAGCCCGUGUGACAUCAAGGAGCUUCUUUGUUCGUCAUCCAACAUCCCCAGGAAUACUGCAAUAAUGCUGGUUGAUCCUGAAGGGGCCCUUGUCUCUAUAGACCCAACCAUGCCCACCAACAGCCCACACUCUUUGUACAAAGUGAUUUCUUUGGCCACCAGCCAGCUAGAAGAGAAAGAAGACAUGUUUCAAAACAUAUUAUCUCAUGUGGCAGAGCAGUUCAGCAGGUCAUUUGGGGCUUUCCAAAUCAAUGAACUGAAAAUUGAGGUGACCAACAGACUGUCCAUGUUGGAGAAAAGAGUGCAGUUAGAGGGCCUGAAGGUUGUUGAACUUGAGAAGUGCAAGAACGACCUAAAGAAGCUACGAGAUGAGAUGACCUCCAGAGGUCUAGGAAAAGUCGGGAUUUGCCCCUGCAAAUACAACUUCUCAGACAACGGGAUGAAGCUGUCUCCCAGAAUUGACAUUCCAAGUUAUCCAAAGUAUACCUUAUCACAGGAGACCAUUGAAGCACUGAAGAAGCCAACGUUUGACGUCUGGCAUUGGGAACACAAUGAGAUGCUGAGUUGUUUGGAGUACAUGUACCACGACCUGGGACUGGUGAAUGAAUUCAGCAUGAACCCCAUCACUCUAAAACGCUGGCUGCUGGGCAUUCAGGAGAACUACCGCAGCAACCCGUUCCAUAACUUCCGCCACUGUUUCUGUGUCAGUCAGAUGAUGUACGGUAUGAUUAAUCUGUGUAACCUGCCGGAGAAAAUGACUCUGACGGACAUUGGCAUUCUCAUGACAGCUGCAGUGUGCCACGACCUAGACCACCCUGGCUACAACAAUACGUACCAGAUCAACGCGCGCACGGAGCUGGCCGUGCGCUACAACGACAUCUCCCCCCUGGAGAACCACCACUGCGCUGUGGCGUUCCAGAUCCUCUCCAUGCCUGAGUGCAACAUCUUUGCCAAUGUUGAGCCAGAGGCCUUCAAGCAGAUCAGACAGGCCAUCAUCAUCCUGAUCUUGGCCACAGAUAUGGCACGGCACGGAGAAAUACUAGAAUCCUUCAAGCAGAAAUUGGACAACUUUGACUUCACCAAUGAGGAGCAUGUGACAUGCCUGAAGAUGGUUUUAAUCAAAUGCUGUGACAUAUCCAACGAGGUUAGGCCUACAGAGGUGGCUGAGCCUUGGGUGGACUGUCUUCUAGAGGAGUAUUUCAUGCAGAGUGACCGGGAGAAGACUGAGGGGCUGCCGGUGGCUCCGUUCAUGGACAGAGACAAAGUGACCAAGCCCACUGCCCAGAUUGGAUUCAUCAAGUUUGUCCUCAUUCCAAUGUUUGAGACAGUCAUGAAGCUCUUCCCCCAGAUUGAGGAGAUCAUGGUGCAGCCUCUGAGAGACUCCAGAGAUCACUACGAGGAGCUGAAGCAGAUUGAUGAUGCCAUGACAGAGACAAGACUAUCCCCGGUCUGUUUUUCUGUGGGGUCAGAGGUUAGUGUGUGGGCUGGAUGACAGCCCUGUUGCUUUAAACCCCUCCAUCAGCAGCCAGGGGAAUGUCUGCUGCAGCUGCAGGCCCUGUCAUGACCCAUGGACCCAUGGACUUCACACCCGCAUUCUCCCAACCUACAGAGCAGCGACAUGGCAACUCACAUGCCUGGUAUAUAUCGACUUCUACUUCAGAGAAGAUUGCAUUCAAGAUU